AUGGCCAGCAAACCUAAUUCGAAGCGAACUAUAUAUGUUGGUGGUUUAGCCGAAGAAGUCGAUGAAAAAGUUUUAAAUGCUGCUUUCAUACCGUUCGGAGAUCUUGUGGAUGUCCAAAUUCCUUUGGAUUAUGAGUCAGAAAAACAUAGAGGGUUUGCGUUUAUUGAGUUUGAGAACGCAGAGGAUGCAGCUGCUGCUAUCGACAACAUGAACGAUUCCGAACUCUUUGGUCGUACAAUCAGAGUGAACAUAGCAGCACCACAACGCAUCAAAGAAGGAUCGACUCGUCCUGUGUGGUCUGAAGACAGCUGGCUUCAGAAACAUGCUGGUGGAACAUUAAAUGUUGAUAAGGAAGAUUCAAAUAAUGCGAGCAAGGAAAAGACUGAGGCUUCAAGUGAGCCAGCUAGACCCAUAGAAAAGCGCAACCCUCAAGUAUACUUCGAUAUUAGUGUCGGAAAGCAGGAGAUUGGACGAAUCAUAAUGAUGCUCCGAGCAGACAUAGUACCAAAAACUGCAGAAAACUUUAAAGCUCUGUGUACACAUGAAAAAGGUUUUGGUUACCAGGGCAGCAGUUUUCACAGGAUCAUACCGGAUUUUAUGUGUCAAGGUGGUGAUUUUACAAACAACAAUGGUACAGGCGGCAAAUCAAUAUAUGGAAGGAAAUUUGAAGACGAGAACUUCACAUUAAAACACACGGGACCCGGUAUACUUAGUAUGGCAAACUCUGGACCUAAUACCAACGGGUCACAGUUCUUCCUUUGUACUGCCAAGACCGAUUGGUUGGACGGGAAGCAUGUAGUGUUCGGUCACGUAUUAUCUGGACUCGAUGUACUGAAGAAGAUGGAGCGAUAUGGAAGCAAGACCGGCGCUCCCUCGGCUAAAGUGAUCAUAAGUAACUGUGGUGAAUUACAAUAA
Danaus chrysippus (African queen) is the source of this 915-nucleotide messenger RNA. The record is from the annotation of a GenBank genome assembly. NCBI's taxonomy places the organism in Eukaryota, Metazoa, Arthropoda, Insecta, Lepidoptera, Nymphalidae.